Molecule: messenger RNA, 1035 nt
Organism: Lachnellula hyalina
Lineage: Eukaryota; Fungi; Ascomycota; Leotiomycetes; Helotiales; Lachnaceae
Product: putative RNA-binding protein
Exons: 4
Coding region: 1-1035 (344 amino acids)
Molecular function (GO): RNA binding
Source: RefSeq, a predicted model, not a curated record
AUGGCUCCGGGAAAGGGUGCAAAAAGCGCCGUUGCCAGUGAUUUCAACGAUAUCAUCAACGCCGAUCGCCAACGCCGUAAGAAUGAAGCUCUAGCCAAGGAAGUCUUUAGCAAGGGCCGCAGAGCCAGUGCGCCAGGGGCUGGUAUAAGCAGUCGCAAGCCAAACGCGGUGCCAUCACUUGCGAGCAGAAUUGGUGUCGCAAAGCGAACCGUUUCCACCUCUACGAAGAAUACCUUCAAGCCACAACCGAGAGCAAACCCUCGACCUGCUGGGAACGUCGAUGCAGAAUGGACCCACGACCUCCACUCCCUAAACAACUCUUCAGCCUCUGGUCCUCCUCGUGGUCCAAGAGCAUCUCGCCCGAAUCGCAAGGACCAGCUCUACUCCGCGAUCAACAGCUCAGCUUCUUCGCCUGCCCUCCAUAGCCAAUUCAACAUUAUUGGGACUUCGAAGCCAGUCGGAGGAAUGUCUAUUCGGGGAUUAGCAGGACCAUAUAUAGUCAUGAUCAAGAAUCUUGCACUUGGUACUACGGUGGCAGAUGUUGAAAGUGCGAUUACACCAGUUGGGGGAGCCGUAGUGAGCUGCCAGCUGAUCGCCGAGAGGCCGAAAGUCAUUGCGGAAGUUGAGUUUGAGAACAAGGAGGGUGCAGAUAAUGUUGUAGACACACUCAACAACCAAAAUGCCGACGGAAACAUCCUCCACGUCUAUCAUAAAAUUGGCGGCGCCCCAACAGGUCCCAAAAGCUCAAAGCAACUCGCCCCACUCGGCCCUCGAGCUGACGCAACCGCGGACGACACAAGAUCAGGCCAUGCUAGCUCAGAACGAUACACCCCAAGAGAUCGCGAGCGCAGCAGGCGGGAGGAUAUAAUGGACGGUUCAUACGGCUUCGACGAUCGAAUGGAUACCGAUGAUCAAGCUCGAGGAAGCCUAUAUAGCGACAACCUGAUUGGAAACCGUGGACGAGGACGUGCGAAUAGCCGCGACAGGGGCCGUGGCGAUGGGGGUUGUGGGAACGGAGGUCGUGGAUACAGAUGA